Porites evermanni is the source of this 4672-nucleotide messenger RNA. The record is from the annotation of a GenBank genome assembly. NCBI's taxonomy places the organism in Eukaryota, Metazoa, Cnidaria, Anthozoa, Scleractinia, Poritidae.
AUGCUGACAGUGCAUAGAGUGCUACGUCCUGACACAAACCUUGCGGAUUCCUCAUUUUCUUGUGUAGGUCGCUAUGCCUUGAUAGCAUUCAGAAAGGUUAACUUGAACCAGAUACCAAAGAUUAUUCCCAAAAUACCGGUAAGUUCCUUGCACUAAGAAAUUAAUCCAGUCUUAAGUUUAUACUCACUCUAAAUUCGAGAUAGCUCCGAAUCUCUCUUUUUAAGAAAAAGAUUUCUUCUUUUACGAGAAAAUGUAAAAAAAAUCAUCGGAUAAGAAUUUUUUGUAUGAAUUUACGAGAACAACAUCUUAUUUUAUGAUUUGUUUUAAAUUUUUUUCUUAGCAUAAGAAAUCUCGAAUUUAAAUAAUUUAGAGUGACUGUCAUCUGAAUGAUGAAUAUUUGAAUUUUAUAAGCUUAUAUUGGAAGGACAGAAUGAAGAAAUAAAUGCAAAGAAGAUCAUCGCAAUCAAAGACACAGCUCAUGAAUUUUUCAGGCUUUCUUUUCUCAACUGCAUGAGUUACGUCUUUAACUGCGACGAUCUUCUUUGCAUUCAUUUCUUCAUUCCAUAGUUCCAAUAUAUGAAAUUCGUAUAACAUUCAUCUUUACAUCUUCAUCUUUCCUGGGUAUAUUUUGAACCAGUUUAAUGACCAGCUCCUAGUUGGCUUGCUGGGCCGUCUUAGCUGUGCUUAUGAUCUGACUGAUUGAAAUUAUCGGCAGUGAGUGUUGACACUUCUUCAGCAAAUGGACAGCGAACACGAGUAUGAAAACCUUGUUCCCUGGGUUCCCUUAUGAGGUAGCGAGUGAAUGUACUUCUGAAACAGCCGAAAGUACUCUUCAGCAACAACGACAAAAAUGCGUUGUCAUAUUGAACUGAAGUGAGUGACUCAAUCACAGAUCUCAAGCCACAGCAAUACAUGAAACUUGUGAAAUCCCCUUUGGGCAUCCAUGAGUUAGAGAAGACAUUCAGGGGUUAUGUUCCUGGGAUGUAGGACUUUCCACAAUCAGGUUUUAGUCCAAUGGGGCAUUUUUUAGGUUUAACUGUUCUGUCUCGUUCACAUUAAAAGUGGGUUGAGUUAGUCUACAAAUCUGAUUUAACCCUUUCGUGCGCAAGUUCCUGGGAAGGAAAAGACUGCUAAAAAUACUACCAACAAAAAAUUUAUUUCUUGGCAUCGAUCUUGAUAGUAUGAUGUCAAAAAUUGACCUAGACUGUUUCUGGAUACAUUAAAUUUAAGCUAGCCCGCAUUCAGUAACAGGAAACCAAAUAUCCUAUUUUUGAGAAUUUUUCAAACAUAAAAACUUGACAAAAGUGUGUCUCAAAAUAGUUGCCUAUAAAGUUUAUCACUGCAUGAUUACUCCACACAGCAACAUACAUCAAAGCCAGUGAGAAAAAUCGAUCCAAUGUCACGCAAGCUUUAUUUUGAAACCAAGAAAGCAAAUUAAACGGUGCUAAAACUAUGAAAGAAUGGCUAAAAUCUUUGACUGGUCGAUACAAAAUGGCGCUACUUGCAUAUGUUUCUUUGUAAAAUGACAAAUUUUGCUUCGAGUUACCUUUCAAGCCUAUAAAUCCAGCACCUUUCCUCGACAGCACCACACACUUAAAAGUUCAACUGUUUGAAUCUUAAGCCUCCUAGUUCGCUGAAGAACUCAUCGAAAAACACGACCAUUACCACGAAAAAUCCCCACAAAUAUAACCGAAGCUGAAAGAUCUUAGUCUUCCGUCGCCAUUAUUUGAGUUCGCGUGCCGCUGAGGUCGAUAAAACAUCGAAAAUUUGACCACAAUUGAUCAUACAGACACAAAAUGUCGCCCAUGUUGUUCUCUUUCUUGAUCAAGUCACCACAGGCUACCCAAGACUCAUGCAAAUGUACGCUGACCAUUUUUCUGCAGACCCAUUCCGAUCGUACGAAUUCGUACGAUUGCGCACGAAAGGGUUAAGCAAAUCAGAAACUUGGUAACAGGUUUUUCAAAAGAUUGUCACAAAUUUAUGUUUUACUUGUGUUUUUGUACAUAGGAAUUCAGCCAUUAUUACAGGGGCGGAUUUGAACCCAAGAUGACGAAAAGAGAAGCUGGUUUAAUUCUUGGAAUCAGGUAUGCUAUGAUUUAUAGCCAUCAAGUCUAGUCCUGAGUUUCUACGGCCAAAUGCGUUAUCUUCGAUGACAUUAUUAAGACUAGGAGAUUUGCAAGGUAAAAUUUAUAGAGAUCAAAGGAAACCUUGUUAUUUUAUGGUAAAUUAGUGUAGGCCAAUCCCCAUUUUAGUAUUCAACCAAGUCAGUGGUUAUAUUUGAUUGAGUUUUCAAAUGGAAAGCCUUUAUAACUAUGACUAUCUUGAUUGAAACAUGAUUGUGAUCGAGUGUAGUACUGUUGUUUCCACACUUCUUGUAAUGAAGUCAUCUGAAAUUUAAUACAGUUAACAAUGAGGAGUGCAGUCGCGUGUUAUCAGUGUGGUGGCUCAAGCUUAGUCAGCCUUGCUUGUAUCAUCUGCAAGUGCUUAGUACAGUGUUUUCUGGUGGCCACUAUAUUUGCUUAGCUCCCCCUUUAUUUUUCCACUGUUAAAUCAGUGUGACAGGUGCCUUGUUCCAUUGAUGUUGGGGGGCUCAGGGCUGGAAUGCGUGGGUUUACCAGCCAUAUCGCGGUCGUGGAUCUAGGGGCUGGCUUUGCCAAUAGUGGAAGCCCUUGGACAUCCCGUGCACCCACCUCCAUAAAGCGAUGUAGUUGUUACUCAAGGUUUUUAACUUUGAUUGCCUAGCAUUUUCCUUCAAGACUGUUGUCAGAGAAAGUAGCUCAACCAUGUGAAUCAGAUGAUGCGUGUGAAAUCCCUAGUGUUUUGACCAGACUGCAAAUUAAUGACCUUCAAUCAUAAAAUGUGAAAAUACUGAGAAAACUCAACCUUAAUUGAUGUUGAAAAGAAAUGGACUUUUUUGAUUGUAUAAUCCUCCAAAAUUUGGUAAAUAUACAGUGAAUUGCAUUUUGUACAUUAUUUAUUGCAGUUUUUCUAGGUACAUUUCAUUGUAUCCUUAUUCGCUUAAAUGAGUACAUGCUUCUUCACAAAAUAACUUGAAUUUUUCCUUGUAAAAUUACUUUACAAAACCUUAAGAUUUUUUAACACCAAAAUUGUUUCUUAUUUCUUUUCAAGUCCUUCCGCUAACAAAGUUAAAAUUAGAGAGGCUCACAGAAGAGUUAUGCUCAUAAAUCACCCAGACAGAGGUGGGUUAAACAGUUAAGGGCUGAAUCCCUUUGAUUUGGUAGCUAACCUAAAUUGCCCAUCUAUCACAGAUAUACACAUACUGGGUCAUAAUUGUGUCCACAACAAUAGCCCUCGAGCAUGCGUACGUCAUGUGAACAGAUUUCACCAUCAGGCAUCCUAAAUGUUGUAGUUAAUUUUUUAUCUCAAGUAAUUUUUGUUUUUCUUUUGUUUUUGGGUGUGGUAAUGUGUGCUAAUGAAGUUGAAACAAAGGAAAUACAACAAUAUUAUCUGAGAUAAAAAAUUAAUUUCAACAAAAACAAAACUCUGUGCAUCGGUACUAUUUUGUCUUGGGAAUUCUUUUCAACUCUUCUGCUUUGGGAAUUCAUCUUUGUAGGACUUGGUGAAUGUACAAUUAUUCCAAGCCAGGCUUGGUGGUGAUAUUUGCUUGUCUGACAUAAUCAUGCAUGAGGGCUUUUUCUUGUAAAAUUGUAGGAUUCCUCAAUAGGCAGUCCAAUGGAUAGUUUAAUUUAGACUCUGUUUAGAGUCUGGCAGACUUGUAUCGAUAAUAUUUAACAAUUUUUGGAUGAGGCCAAGUAUGAUCUGAAGAAUUAUGGAGAUUGAAGAGUGUUAAUCGGCUGAGGUUCACAACACCCUCCAAGAUCUCCAGAUGAUACGGAAACCAAAUUCAGUAGUUGUUUUAUUAUUCAUUCAAAAUAAUUCCUAGUUUAAAAACAAUCUAAAACAUGCUUAUGUCCAUCGAUGUUAUGUUGAUCUUGGAUAGUGCACUUGGAUAGGAGAUAAAGAGUUGUUGAGUUCUGUAAAUAUUCUCUAAAUAGCAGAUGUCAUCUAUCAAGUUGUAUUCUAGGUGUACUUGCUAUGUGGUAGCCAAUAGUUCGCCUAUUUCUUCCUCCCGAAAUGAAAGAAAUGUUUGUAUUCACUACAAAAACAACUCAACCUUGUCCCUAGGUCUUCUUGGUUAACUGUCCGGUUUUGUGGCGAUUAUGCUGUAGAAUUGACGUCAUUUUUCACAUAACACAAACUUCUUCCAAAUUUGGUCAACAGUAUAGCUGGUUAUGAUGAAUUAUCUGUGGGAUUUUAGCCAGUCAGAAACAAAGAAAUAUUUUGAAUGAAUAAUAAUCAGCUUUAUCUAUCUAGUGUCGCAUGACAAUGAAUACUGUAUCAAAUUUCAUUUCUACGGCUUCCUGUAUAGCUCUUGGUUUAAGGAAUUGGAGGAGAAUUGAAGAAGGUGUACAGUGCCUGUCUUUGAGUUCUAGGUUAACUUCAAAUCCAUAUAACCAUCAAUACAUUUUUCUGACAGGCACUUUUCAAUUUUUCAGAAAAUUGUCACCUUAUCACCUGCCUGCUGCCAAAUGACUUUGCAGCCCAUGUUUCUCACCCCAGUUAUUUUUUGUUGCAUUUUGAAGGUGGCUCUCCGUUUCUUGCUGCAAAAAUAAAUGAAGCUAAAGAUAUCCUGGAUGGAAACAGCAAAUAA